Messenger RNA from Iphiclides podalirius (scarce swallowtail), 2466 nucleotides. The record is from the annotation of a GenBank genome assembly. NCBI's taxonomy places the organism in Eukaryota, Metazoa, Arthropoda, Insecta, Lepidoptera, Papilionidae.
AUGCCCGUCGGAAUAUACCGUGGGAAGUACGAGUGGGCAAACGAGCACAGCGCGCUGGGUGGAGACUGCUCUCUGUGGGUCCGUGCUGCCACGCUGCAGCUCGACGACGGGCAGUGGCAAUGCCAGGUCACUGCCAGUAACUACGAUGUUCAGGAUGCCCUCUCGAGUCCACCAGCGGCACUAGCGGUGCGUGUCCCUCCUCAGUCGCCAAGAAUCCUGUUCAACGGAUCCCACGUGCUCCCCGGUCAGAACAUCACAGUACCCGCGGGUUCUAGAGCAACCGUUGUAUGUGAGGCCCGAUAUGGCAACCCACCAGCGUACAUCGAAUGGUAUCUAGAGAAGGAUCGCCUGUCGGCAUGGAGUCAGACUAACGCUUCGGAGGUCGAAAGGCCGCGAGUUUGGGCCGCUCGAUCCGUUUUGGAGAUGGGUGCGACAAGAUCCGCCCACGGUAAACAGUUGGCCUGCCGAGCUCAUCACCCGUCAUAUCCAGCGCCCUACUACCGAGACACCUACACUAUGCUAGAUGUCACCUUCGUUCCAGUUGUGUCGAUAUUAGGCGCCGACGCCAGUGGUCUUUCUAGUCUAGAAGAAGGAUCAAGUGCUCUGUCAUUAGACUGCAAAGCCGAUGGGAACCCUAAACCUUACGUGUGGUGGACGAAAGAUGGGCAGGUCAUUGCCACAAGCGGCUCCAAGCUGAUCCUGGCACCAAUAAUGAGGAAUCAUUCAGGAAUCUAUGGGUGUCAGGCGAGAAAUUCUUUGGGCAGUUCUGAUGCUGUAAAAAUUGAAAUAGACGUCAAAUAUCCACCUCGGGUGACUUGGGUGGGUCCGGACACUGUCGUUGAGGCGAAUUUAUUUUCGCAAGUGACACUAGAGUGCAAAGCGGAAGGCAACCCACCACCUUCGUAUCAAUGGUAUCACAGACCUGGAUCCGGAAGCAUCAACAAUUUGUUAGAAGACGGCUACUUAAUAUCGUCUACCCCUCAACUGCAGUUAUACAACGUGUCUUAUAAUCAACAUGGCCAAUACGUUUGUGUUGCUAAGAAUCUCAUAGGACUCGAAGAAAGGUCGCACCAGUCGGAGGCGGUGGCGCUGAACGUGCUGGGCCCGCCCGUGGGCCCGGAGGCCCUGUCGGCGCACGGCUGGAGCGGCGCCGAGGCGCGCGUCCAGGCAGCGGUCUGCGCCGACCCGCCGCCCAGGAAGGCCGCCUGGCUGUGGGGCAGCCUGCGCUUGGACGUGCCCUCCCACAUGGGUCGGUACAGAGCACUGGAGUCGGAGAGUGUUGACGGCUGCUAUCGCUACACUCUGACAAUUAGCAGCGUUGGCACCGCAGACGCGAGGGUGUACGUACUGCACGUGGAGAACGAGAGAGGUUUCUCCUCUCAUGCCGUCUCGCUCACCGUGCACGAGAAUUUUUCGCUAACAGAGACUGCGCACGUGGCGCCGUUGAUAGCGGCCGCGCUCGUCAUCGCAGCACUACUGGUGCUGCUUCUGUGCCUCAUAGUGCGUUGCAGACGGAAGAGAGGUAGUGUCGAAUAUAAGACUGAUGAAUUAAAUAGUGACGUGAAAGUGCUGCCAGCGGACGCGGUGUACACUCCGCACUCUCAGGCCAGCGGCCGGCCUGGUACCGGUCCGCCGAGCCGCCGUCGUACUGCAGCCCCCAACCACCGUGUGAACGCACAGGCAACUUUAGCGUCGUUGGAGAGAGAAGCCAAAGAAAAUGUAUAUGCGGUUCUAGAUCCUCAUAUACAGUACGAUAUAACUAUAAGCAAGCACGGGGAGCCGCCGAAGUAUUUAUCCCUUUCUAAGCCCUUAACUCACCAAAGAACUCACGCUUUUGACCCACGUUACUUUGCGAACGACUUGAACAACAACGCCAACAAAGUAUCAUCGUUCAAACCCGCCUACAGGAAGUCUGACAGGAGUAGUAGAAGCCAAGGCGGAAACUACAAGAAGAAUUACGUUUGCAGAAGUAACAUCGACAUAGAAUAUUCCAAAGAUCCUCACUUUGGAAUGGUAAGAGGCACCGAAAGCAAAGACACGGCUAAUGCUUACGCGCGUAGUAGUAGUAAUGUAAAUAGGAGAAACCAGGGCUCGACUAGCGAAAUAAACUCUGCAAAGAUUAUUAGUGAAGCUAAAAAUAAAGGUUCCCUUGAACAAGAUCUUGUUAAAGCCAGUCCGAAAAGAAUAUCGAACAGAAGUGGAAAAAACGCCGCAAGACAAACAUUCACGCAAGCAGUACAAAAAAUUACGGUUGAUGACAAAGAAAAUGAAAAAAGGCAGCCCCAUAUUGAGUCGGACGACUGUAGACCAAGGCCUGGACAAGUGAGAGAAAUUGCAUCAAUAUUCGAUAGGAACAGUAAAGAUUAUGCUCAGAGAGUUAAUACCAGGAGGGAAAGACCGAAACCUAUACAAAGUUACGGACAUCAAGCGUACCUGGACCAUAUAUUUCCUGAUGCUAUAGAAAUU